Molecule: messenger RNA, 1490 nt
Organism: Solanum verrucosum
Lineage: Eukaryota; Viridiplantae; Streptophyta; Magnoliopsida; Solanales; Solanaceae
Product: probable F-box protein At1g60180
Exons: 1
Coding region: 1-1443 (480 amino acids)
Source: RefSeq, a predicted model, not a curated record
AUGGCCGCCACCGCUGACAUUUUCUUGGAAUGUGUGAUUCACAAAAUACUCUGUUAUCUUAGCUAUGGCCAAGCAUCCCGGAUGAGAAUUCUAUCUAAAACAUGGCUACAAGCUUGGUCUACUCUUCCCAACUUGGAAUUCUUAGUUGAAUAUUUCGAAGAAACAAAAAUAGUGGACGCAAUUAUGGAGACAUACAAGGAAAACAAUAUCCCCAUUGACAAGUUUGGAUUUUCAAAUUGUUCGAAAUUCAAUCGUCGUCAUCAAGUUUUCCCUCUGAUUGAUAAGUGGCUUGACACAGCUCUUCAAAAUGGCGCAAGAGAUUUAGUCUAUGUAGAUCUUCUCUACUCGGUACGAUUAUAUCCUUUUCCUAUUUCUAAAGUCUUGGCAGCAAAUUCCUUAAGAGAAUUGGUUCUGAAAGGUUGUAACCUUAUGCAUGUUUCGUCAUCUAGUGGGUUCGCGAAUUGUCAUUCUUUGAGAAAGCUUUCUCUAUCUUAUAUAAUUUUAAGCAAAAAUUUGCUUCAAACUUUACUUAAUAGUUGUCCUUUCAUUGUCUCUUUCAACCUUGAUCAUUGUUCGGGGUUGGUAAAGAUUGAGCUUAUGAAUCUUCAAAAGAUCAAGUCAGUUUCCGUAUCAAUAAAUAGAAACCAACAUGUGAAAAUCCAAGCACCAACUCUUGAACACUUGUUUUAUAAUGGUUAUUUAUCGGGAAAUUUGGUUAUCGUUGGUUGUCAGAAUCUAAAAUCUUUAGAGCUAUCAUAUGUGAAGAUAUGUAUUGGAUUUCUCCAUAACCUUAUUUCUAGAUCGCAAUCCCUAGAAGUAUUGAAAAUUCAGUAUUGUGUGGGCAUAAGACAGAUUGAAACUUCGAAUUUGGUAUCACUUGAGUAUAUAGGAUAUCAAAUUCCUGAACUUAAAAUUGCGAAAGCUUCAAGUCAAUUGAAGCAUUCAAAAAUCGUUCUUCAUGGCAACAACAAUUUAGAUGCUGCAUGGUUUAGUAAGUUGAGGAAGCUUCUAUCGAAUUCGGCCCCUUGGUCCCAAGUUCUCCUUUGUUUUCCCGAAUACAAUGACAUCAAGAUUAAAGAUUUGCAGCAGCACCACGGAGUUGCUAGCCCCCAAAUGGACGUUUUAAAUGUCAACAUUACAAGGUCAUAUGGGGAGUGUCCAACAUUUGUGGAUGCUUUGCUAUGGAGUUGUAAUCCUAGGAGACUCAACCUAUCAUCAACGGUUGAAAUGAUUACAUGUUUCGUCAGUCGUUUGAUGUAUAUGAAGAAUCUGAGUCAUUCUUCUUCGGAAAGAAGCAACCAUUGGCAUAGUCAAUUGAAAGAAAUAAAAGUUUUUGAUGGGAAAAAUCAAGAGCUGCAACUCGUAAGUGGGGAACUGGCGAUAAGCACCCUUUCGGAGGACAGGAAGGAAGUUUAUUUUUUAUUAGAUUGGCAAUGCAAUUAAUUUAUCACUAUUUCAAAACGAAUGCACUUGUUCAUUCCUAAACUUUA